This is a messenger RNA of Entrophospora candida, 159 nucleotides long. Lineage: Eukaryota; Fungi; Glomeromycota; Glomeromycetes; Entrophosporales; Entrophosporaceae. The record is from the annotation of a GenBank genome assembly.
AUGUUAAAAUUCAAUUCUUCAUCUGGGUCUGGGUCUAACAUGGAAACAGUGCUGUCUAAUGCAAUAGCAGAACUUGAGUGUAAAGGCAGAGGUGAUGGUGAUGAUGAUGUGCCAAUAUUUUUAGUAAAUCUAUCAGCAGAUGAAGGUAUUAUUGGUUGA